AUGUUGGAAAUUGCCCAAGCUUACGAAAAAACUUUUGAGAGAUAUGAUCUUGAAGAAUUUGAUUUUCGGUACGAAAUUGAAAAUGCGGGUUUGUCGAUACCUUCAUCAAGCGAUUGGGAAAGGGUUAGGAAUGUAUGUCAUUUUUUAAAACCUUUUCAUGAUGUUACUUUGAGGAUUUCCGGGACACUUUAUGUGACAUCAAACACAUGCAUUGAAGAUAUAUAUUCCAUUCGUACGCUCUUGGAUGAUGCUAUUUUCGAUUCUAGUCUUUGUGAUAUUGCAUUGGCCAUGAAAGUAAAGUUUGAUAAGUAUUUUGGCGACAUAGAAAAAAUGAAUUUAUUGCUCUACUUUGCUUUGAUUCUUGAUCCGAGGAACAAAGUAAAGUAUUUGGUUAUACUACUUGAGGAUCGUUAUGGAGAAAAGGGGGUGGAGGCCAAAAAGAAAUAUAUCAUGGAUUCUAUGUAUGAAUUAUAUAAUGAUUAUAUUAGAAUUCAUUCUCCAAGUUCUACUUCAAGUACUGCCGAGUCUACCACUUCAUCAUCGAUACUAGGGAAACGCCAAAACUCGGAUUUUAUGGCACCUAAUCCCCCAUUAAGAAAUAAACUAAGAGAAAAAAUGAAGACGAACAUAGUUGAAUCAAUUGGGGAGUUAGAAAAGUAUUUGCAAGAAAGUGUUGAAGACGACUCAGAAAUGUUUAGUAUUCUAGAUUGGUGGAAAGUGAAUAGUCCAAGAUUCCCGGUUCUAUCAUUGAUGGCUAGAGAUGUGUUUGCCAUUCCCGUCUCAACCGUGGCUUCGGAAUCCGUUUUUAGCACUAGUGGGAGGGUGUUGGAUCCGUUUAGGAGUUCUUUGACUCCUAAGAUUGUUGAAAGUUUAAUUUGUACACAAGACUGGAUUCGGGGUAGCAUAAGUGACACAAUUGAUUAUGAAAAAGAUUGGGAAGAAAAUCAACAAAUUGACAAAGAAUUGAGCAAGAUGAAGUAGUGAAUGUGCAAGAAGAACGAGUAGGUGCAAGAAGACGAGUAUAUUUAUGAAUGUCUUUUGGAACUUGAAUGUUAUUAUUUU
Lactuca saligna is the source of this 1062-nucleotide messenger RNA. The record is from the annotation of a GenBank genome assembly. Lineage: Eukaryota; Viridiplantae; Streptophyta; Magnoliopsida; Asterales; Asteraceae.